UGUCUGUUCACAGUUCAUUCAUAAUAAUAGCAAAUUGGGGAUGCUCCUUUGAGUACCCAGCGUUGAAGGACCCCGUGGUCACACUGCGUGCGAGUGAAGACAUAAAACAUCCGUUGAUUUGAAAAGUGUCCACACUGUCAAUUUUCACGUAUACUUAGGCGUUACUGGACUCCACAAGGCCUGACGAUGACCCAAAGCCACAGGCUGCCCGUCUUCUCAACGUUACUUUUUGUCCUCAUAGUGGGACAAGUUCGUCAUGGGGACUGUUCCUGUUGCUCUGGCGUGUAUGGAGGGACGUCAGAGAAGUGCAAUGACUGGCCCACGCCCUUGUCCUUUGGCAUUUGCUGUCACGGGAAGGUCUACGACUGCGACAUUUUUUGCUGCAGCUGUAACACCCCCUGUCAGAUUUCUUAGUCUAUGCUAUCAACCUCGAUAGUUUUAAAGGUCGCAAGUGAUUGGGUGGUUACAAAUUGAAUUGUUCCCUUAAGAUCAUCUUUAUAAGUAUUUAGUUUAGAGGAUGAUUAUGGUGUAAUGCAAUCUAUUUUUUGUGUGCGUGAGGAAUAUCAAGGCUGUCCGUUCAUUUAAGCGGCGGUAGCAAAAAAUGCGAAUAAAACGAUACAUUAUCCUCGUUGAGCAGGUUUAACAAAAUAUGUACAAGUCGUAUGCAAUGUAGGUAGGUAUAUUAUGCAACUAAUGCAACUCGUCCAAUGCCAACGAGACCCAUGAUUCUCCGGCUAUGUGUUCAUGACUGUUUUAUAAUGGGUUGUUUGGAGUGGGGCAUCAAAUCCGAUAUCUAAAUACGUACAUAGGUGGUGAAUACUGGUGAAUGGUGAAUGGGUUGAGACUCUUAACAAAACAAACAUAGGCCAACAAAUAGUUAAAACACUGGCUACUUUUCCUUCUUCUCCUUAAAACCACAGCUGGAAUUUGGACCGUGAAACGUGCCAAAUCUGCUGCACGACACACGACAUACAGUAGUGAAGGAAGAUCAUAUCAUUUGUAAUCAGCAAGUAUCUUGCCAGCCUUACAUCUGUGCUUAGUUGACACAAAAAAUGUCACACAUUUUUAUAAGGCAACGAGGAAUUUCUAAAUUCGUGCGACAAAUAUUUCAAAGAAAUGUUCAAACAACGAGUUUUUUCUCCAAAGACGACCGAUUUUGCGUGGUUCCAUCAGCGCACAAUCUCGACCCCGUUGUGGGUGUCACCAUUCCAGAAUUCUUUUGGUCCAAUUUGCACAAAUGGGGAAAUGCCACUGCUUUCGAGUGCGGGGUUUCUGGGAGGAAGUAUACGCAUGACCAAGUUUACAAGCAAAGUCGAAGUUUUGCAGCCGCACUGAAGCAACACGGUUUAAAAGAGAACGAUGUCGUUGCGAUUUUACUGCCAAAUGUCCCUGAAUAUGCUGCAAUUUUAUUGGGAAUACUCGAAGCUGGGGUCACAGCGUCCCCCUUCAAUCCAACCUACACCGCUCAUGAAAUAGCCACACAGCUCAAUAAUUGCGAGGCCAAGGCAAUCGUUACGCUGCCAAUGUUUCUUCCACAAGUGCAGGAGGCAAAAGCACAGUGUCCCUUGCUCAAGUCGGUCGUCGUCGUGGGCGAGGCGCAACCGGGAUGUCACUCCUACUUCGAAAUGGCCAAGGUCAACUCGGAUGGGGUGGAGUUCUUAAAGGGGAGUAAAAUCGACACUGUGAAUCAUACAGCAAUCUUGCCUUGGUCGUCUGGCACUACGGGGCCACCGAAGGGCGUGAUGUUGACCCACUCCAAUAUCAACACGAACCUGUUGCAGGUCACUCAACCAGGCUACUUGGCCACCAAGCCCUUCACUGGGGGCAACGAGCAGGACAAAUUUAUUGGAAUCCUUCCGUUCUUUCACAUCUACGGAUUUCUCCUCGUCAUGGCCAAAACCUUGUACCAUGGUGCACACACGAUGACCUUGCCUAAGUUUGAACCAAAAUCUUUCAUAGACUCGGUCCGAAGUCACCAGCCCAACUUUCUUCACCUGGUUCCACCGUUGAUUUCAUUCAUGGCUAACUCUCCCGACGUGAAAACUGAAGACUUGAAGUCUAUCGCUUGCAUAAUGGGAGGUGCAGCUCCAAUUGGACCAGUCAUUAUCAACCGAGUUUUGGAAAAAGCAGGCAAACACUUUUUGUUCACCGAGGGCUACGGGAUGACGGAGCUCAGUCCAGUGUCACAUGUAUCUCCGGUGGCCACUAACAAUAAGAAAAUCGGAUCGUGCGGAGUUCCAGUUCCAGGUUCACUCUGUAAAGUAGUAGACGUCGAAACGGGGGAAGCGCUGGGACCCAAUCAACCUGGAGAAUUGUGCAUAAAAGGUCCACAGCUGAUGAAGGGAUACUACAAGAAUGAAAAGGCGACCAAUGAAACGAUUGAUGCCAAGGGUUGGCUCCACACGGGUGACAUCGGCUUGUACGACGAGGACAAGUACUUUUUCAUCGUGGACCGACUGAAGGAGCUGAUCAAAGUUCGAGGCUUCCAAGUGGCCCCCAGUGAGUUGGAAGACCUCUUAAGAAAGCAUCCCGAGGUGACGGACGUGGCUGUGAUAGGCGUCCCGGAUGAGCGUGCAGGCGAACUUCCUCGAGCCUACAUUGUUAGUAAAAGUUCAAAACCGUCCGAGGAGUCCAUCCACAAGUACUUGGAGACGAAGGUUUCGCCGAAUAAGAAGCUGAAGGGUGGCGUCGAGUUUGUCCAAGCCAUUCCCAAAGCGGCCAGUGGCAAGAUCUUGAGGAGGGAGCUCAAGAAAGACUACUUAUCCAAACAUGCCAAGUGAUAUCUACAAGAGAAACUUUAACACAAAUUUGGCUAUUCUUUCAUAAUUCUCUGACUUUUAUUUCCCAUAACUUUUAUUGUUUUUAUGAUCAUUCCUGGACAUUUCUUUUACUUGUUUUUAUUUUGUAUGAAUUUUACAGCCGCGUACUUAUUCAUCAGAAUGUGGGUUUAUAAAAUGGUGUAAAAAUUUUAUACCCAUAUUUAUUACUCGCCACUAUUUUCCUUUAACUAAUAAAGAAAAGUCAAUUAAA
Messenger RNA from Folsomia candida, 3030 nucleotides. RefSeq names its product probable 4-coumarate--CoA ligase 1. The coding region runs from base 1053 to 2780 and encodes 575 amino acids. The record is from RefSeq and is a predicted model, not a curated record. Gene Ontology annotation, molecular function: CoA-ligase activity. The transcript has 12 exons. NCBI's taxonomy places the organism in Eukaryota, Metazoa, Arthropoda, Collembola, Entomobryomorpha, Isotomidae.